GACACUUGAUGAAAUUAAUAUUUGAUAUUAUCUAAACAGUCGUAUUUUCUGCAUUCGAUAAUGUCAGGGGGUUAUGAUAGAGCUCUUACAAUUUUUAGUCCAGAUGGAUAUUUACUUCAAGUUGAGUAUGCAGCAGAAGCUGUACGAAAAGGAAUGUCUGUGGUGGGUGUCAGAGCGUCAAAUUCGAUUGUUUUGGCUGUAGAAUGUCGUACAGCCCCUAAGCUUCAAGACUCACGUUCUGCGAAGAAAAUUGUGUCUAUUGAUGACCGAGUUGUCUUAGCUUUUUCUGGUCUUCAAGCUGACGCACGUGUAUUAGUAGACAUGGCGCGUGUUGAGGCACAAAGUUAUCGACUUAAUAUGGAACAUGCUCCAAGCGUCGAAUAUAUUGGAAGAUAUAUAGCAAAAGUAAAACAAAAAUAUACUAUUCAAGGGGGACGCCGUCCUUUUGGAGUCAGUACCCUUCUUGGAGGAUUUUCGAAUGACGGAUCCCCAGGCCUCUAUCAAACAGAACCCCAUGGAAUUCUUACUUCUUGGAAAGCUCAAGCAAUAGGGUGCAACGCUAAAACCCUACAGGAUUUUUUAGAGAAAAAUGUUCAAGAAGAUCUCAGUGAUGAUAACGCCAAAGUUAUGGCUGUACGAGCUUUGUUGGAAGUGGUUGAAACAAAUAAUCAAGGAAACCAAAAUAUUGAAGUUGUAGUAAUAACGCGUGAAGGUGUUUCUCGUUUAACUGAAGAAGACAUUCGCUCUAUCAUUCAAUCUAUAGAUAUAUCUAAAUCAUACUAGUUUUGAAAAAUUCAUUUUUCGACUUGUGUUGUUUUUAGAACUACCAUCCCGUCAUUUGACUACUGUAUUCAUGUUUUAGAGAAAGCAGCAUGUUAUUUUUUUUUUUAAAUUUGAUGAACAUUACACUUGAUAUUAUUUUUUAAAAAAUU
This is a messenger RNA of Hylaeus volcanicus, 932 nucleotides long. RefSeq lists its product as uncharacterized. Bases 61 to 783 code for a protein of 240 amino acids. Gene Ontology annotation, biological process: ubiquitin-dependent protein catabolic process. Lineage: Eukaryota; Metazoa; Arthropoda; Insecta; Hymenoptera; Colletidae. The record is from RefSeq and is a predicted model, not a curated record. The transcript has a single exon. Gene Ontology annotation, cellular component: nucleus; proteasome core complex, alpha-subunit complex; proteasome core complex.